CAUCACCACAACAACUCCAAACAGGACUAUCUCACCUCAAACUACGAUACCAACAAGCACCACAAUACCCACCACAACUACAACACCUAUGAGCCCCACACCAACACCUCCAAUAACCCCUGCUACACCAGCAACUACAAAACCCCCUACAACUACCACUACAACGCCAACCACUACUACUACACCAGCAACAACCACUACUACUGGCGCACUUUCACGGACUACAUGACAGUUGUUUGGGAUCCAGGACUAAACGAUCAACAUAAGUGCUCAACAACAAAUGCUCUCACAUCUGCGGCUCCAACAACAGCAGCUCCCACAACUGCUGCCCCAACAACUGCUGCGCCCACAACUGCGGCCCCAACAACUGUUGCUCCCACAACUGCGCCUCUCACAACAGCCUCCCCAACAACUGCGACUCCCACAACAGCUGCCCCGACAACUGUUGCUCCCACAACUGCGGCCCCGACAACUGCGGCUCACACAACUGCGGCUCCGACAACUGCUGCCCCCACAACUACAGCUCCAACGACGGUGGCUCCAACGACGGUGGCUCCAACGACUGCGGCCCCCACGACUGCGGCCCCCACAACUGCGGCCCCAACAACUGCGGCCGCAACAACUGCGGCCGCAACAACUGCGGCCCUGACAACAGCCUCGCCAACAACUGCAGCUCCAACAACUAUGGCCCCAACAACUGCGGCUCUCACAACACCCUCCCCAACAACUGCGACUCCCUCAACAGUUGCCCCCACAACU
This is a messenger RNA of Anarrhichthys ocellatus (wolf-eel), 759 nucleotides long. RefSeq names its product salivary glue protein Sgs-3-like. The annotation marks the transcript as partial. The record is from RefSeq and is a predicted model, not a curated record. NCBI's taxonomy places the organism in Eukaryota, Metazoa, Chordata, Actinopteri, Perciformes, Anarhichadidae. The transcript is spliced from 2 exons.